AUGGGUCUUUACAGCAAGCUGGCCGAUGAUAUCACAGAGGUGGACCUGAUCAUUGCUGGAGGCGGAACAGCUGCUUGCGUCCUUGCAGGCCGUCUCGCAGCCGUCGACCCGCAACUUUCAAUCCUCGUGAUUGAAGGCGGCACCAACAAUCGCGACGUCCCCAGUGUUGUCCAUCCGGCCUUCUUCCUCGACCACCUCGCCCCGACAAGCAAGACUGCAAUUUUCUACCAGGGCAAUGUUUCCGACAAACUGGCAGGCCGUAGUCCCAUUGUACCGACUGGAGGAAUCCUCGGUGGCGGUUCCUCGAUCAACUUUAUGCUCUACACCCGUGCCCAGAAAUCGGACUUUGAUUCAUGGGCCACGCCCGGCUGGUCCUCGGCAGACCUCUGGCCCUACCUGAAGCGCUUCGAGACGUACCAUGGCAACGGAGACCCGUCUCAUCACGGGUCCUCUGGCCCGGUCCACGUAUCUUCUGGGGGCUUCCGCGUUGAGAGUGCAGAGGAUGACAUUCUGGCCGCCGCGAAGCAGACGGGCUACCCUGAGAUCCGGGACUUGCAGAACCUAGAGGCCAACAACGGCUAUGAAAGGUGGAUGAGAUACGUUUCGCCUGAUGGGAGACGACAGGAUGCCGCACACACCUUUCUGCACCCGCUGCUCGAAGAUGGAAACCAUCCGAACCUCCACGUGUUGGUGGAAUCAAAGGUCAUCCGCGUCUUGUUUGACGAGCACAAGCGUGCUGUUGGGGUCGAAUACACUCCCAACUCAGACUACCAGGCCAUCUUGAGCACCACGCAGCAGCCUGUCCGGAGCGUCAAAGCCAAGAAGAUGGUUGUCGUAUCAUGCGGCGCCUGCGGAACGCCUGGCGUUCUCGAGCGCUCCGGUGUAGGCAGCAAGGUGGUCCUAGACAAGGUUGGCGUUCCCGUCGUCGCGGACCUUGCUGGUGUGGGAAGCAAUUAUCAAGAUCACAACCUCGUUCUGAUGCCCUAUAAGACGGCAUUGAAGCCGGAGGAGACUCUCGAUAACAUCUUUAGCGGACGCAUAAGCCGCGAGGACGCGAUUGCAAAGAAAGACAAGAUGCUUGGCUGGAACGGAGUCGACGUUGUCGGUAAGAUCCGCCCCACAGAGGAAGAAGUGAAAAAGCUGGGCCCCGAGUUCGAAAAGGCGUGGGAGAAGGACUUCAAGAACGAUCCCAACAGACCUGUCAUGCUGACUGGUUUCCUUCACGGGUAUCUGGGCGAUCACGCCGCCAUUCCUCAAGGCCAAUACACCACAGUCGCAAACUACACGGCAUAUCCUUACUCGCGCGGGAGCAUUCAUAUCACCGGCCCCUCCCUGACGGACCCCCCCGACUUCGAAACCGGCUUCUUCAGCGACCCCGACGACUUGGACCUCAAGAAGCAGAUCUGGGCCUACAAGCACUCGCGCGACGUCGCCCGCCGCACAGCCCUCUACCGCGGCGAAGUCGCCGGCGGGCACCCGGCCUUUGCCGCGGAUUCCAAGGCGGCGCUGGUGGAGUCUGUCUCUGCGGAUGCGUACAAGAGCGUGCAGCCGAUUGAGUACUCAAAAGAGGAUGACAAGGCGAUUGAGCAAUUUUUGAGGGAGAACAUUAACACGACGUGGCAUUCGCUCGGAACGGCCAAGAUGGCGCCACGGGACGACGGGGGUGUCGUGGAUUCGUCGUUGAGCGUGUAUGGUGUUGAGGGCCUCAAGGUUGUUGAUUUGAGUAUUGUGCCUGAGAACGUGGGUGCCAACACAAAUAACACGGCGUUAGUGGUGGGUGAGAAGGCGGCGGAUAUUAUUGCGAAGAGUUUGGGAAUUCACAUUCCGCCAAAGUUGUAG
Colletotrichum orchidophilum is the source of this 1839-nucleotide messenger RNA. Its product is annotated as GMC oxidoreductase. The coding region runs from base 1 to 1839 and encodes 612 amino acids. Gene Ontology annotation, molecular function: flavin adenine dinucleotide binding; oxidoreductase activity, acting on CH-OH group of donors. Lineage: Eukaryota; Fungi; Ascomycota; Sordariomycetes; Glomerellales; Glomerellaceae. The record is from RefSeq and is a predicted model, not a curated record. The transcript has 4 exons.